Megalopta genalis is the source of this 2489-nucleotide messenger RNA. RefSeq names its product vesicle-fusing ATPase 1. The record is from RefSeq and is a predicted model, not a curated record. Lineage: Eukaryota; Metazoa; Arthropoda; Insecta; Hymenoptera; Halictidae. Gene Ontology annotation, cellular component: Golgi stack. Gene Ontology annotation, biological process: SNARE complex disassembly; intra-Golgi vesicle-mediated transport; Golgi to plasma membrane protein transport. Gene Ontology annotation, molecular function: ATP hydrolysis activity; ATP binding.
AACUCCUGUUGUAUUGGUCACAUUGAUUGUCCUAAUAUUCUGCAUUGCAGGUUCCAUACUGUGUAGGGGCCUGUGUUCAGAAAAUUCUGUCAAAAAAAUGUCAGCAAUGAGAAUGAAAGCAGUCAGGUGUCCUACUGAUGAACUCAGUAUCACUAACUGUGCUAUAAUUAAUCCGGAUGAUUAUCCAGAUGAAAUCAGGCACAUUGAAGUUACCACUGCACCAAAUUAUCAUUUUGUAUUCACUGUAAAAAGACAUCAUGAAGUACCCAGAGGAACAGUGGGCUUUAGUUUACCUCAAAGAAAGUGGGCAACCCUUUCCCUCAAUCAGGAAAUUGAAGUACGACCUUAUCACUUUAAUCCUACCUCAAGUACAGAAUGUCUGUGCAAUAUUGUAUUGGAAGCUGAUUUCUUACAAAAGAAAUCAACGACAUUGGAACCUUAUAAUACCGAUGAAAUGGCCAGAGAUUUCCUAUUGCAAUUUUCGGGACAGGCAUUCACCGUGGGUCAGCAGCUGGUGUUUCAGUUCAAGGACAAGAAAAUGCUUGGUCUUGUAGUCAAAAGUUUGGAAGCUGCUGACCUUUCUGCUAUAAGCUCUGGACAAAACACUGCACCUAAGAAGACUCAAAUGGGACGUUGUCUAGGUGACAGUGUGAUACAAUUUGAAAAGGCAGACAAUUCAAGCUUAAACCUUGUUGGUAAAGCAAAAGGGAAAGUUGUUCGCCAAUCAAUUAUAAAUCCAGACUGGGACUUUCAAAAGAUGGGUAUUGGUGGUCUAGAUAAAGAAUUUAGUGCAAUAUUUCGAAGAGCGUUCGCAUCUCGCGUUUUUCCACCGGAAAUUGUUACUCAAUUAGGUUGCAAACAUGUGAAAGGAAUUUUACUUUAUGGUCCACCGGGUACAGGUAAAACGUUAAUGGCACGACAGAUAGGGACCAUGUUAAACGCCAGAGAACCUAAAAUCGUCAAUGGCCCUCAAAUAUUGGAUAAAUAUGUUGGAGAAAGUGAAGCUAAUAUUAGAAGAUUGUUUGCCGAUGCUGAGGAGGAGGAAAAGAGACUUGGACCAAACAGUGGAUUGCAUAUAAUAAUUUUCGAUGAAAUAGAUGCUAUUUGUAAGUCUAGAGGCAGUGUUGCUGGUAAUACAGGGGUACAUGAUACUGUUGUGAAUCAGUUACUUGCAAAGAUUGAUGGUGUAGAACAAUUGAAUAAUAUCCUCGUUAUUGGUAUGACCAACAGAAAAGACAUGAUUGAUGACGCUUUAAUGCGACCUGGUAGAUUAGAAGUACAAAUGGAGAUUAGUUUACCAGAUGAGCAUGGGCGAUUCCAAAUUCUUAAUAUCCAUACAUCCAGAAUGAGAGAUUAUAAAAAAAUAGCACCCGAUGUUGACCUGAAGGAAUUAGCUACAUUGACUAAAAACUUCAGUGGCGCAGAAUUAGAAGGUUUAGUUAGGGCUGCUCAGAGUACUGCUAUGAAUAGAUUGAUCAAAGCCUCUAGCAAAGUAGAAGUCGACCCUGCAGCGAUGGAGAAACUUAUGGUUUCCAGAACUGAUUUCAUUCAUGCUUUAGAGAAUGAUGUUAAACCUGCGUUUGGUACCAGUGCAGAAGCUUUGGAACAUCUUCUUAUUCGCGGAAUCAUUAAUUGGGGUAAACCAGUGGCAGAAAUCUUGUCUGAUGGUAAUCUUUACAUUCAAGAAGCUCGAUCUACUGAGGGCUCCGGUCUUGUAUCAGUUCUUUUGGAGGGACCACCUAAUAGCGGAAAAACAGCUCUUGCUGCUAAAAUUGCAAAAAAUUCCGAUUUUCCAUUUGUCAAAGUAUGCACGCCGGAGGAUAUGGUUGGUUUUACCGAAUCUGCAAAAUGUCUUUCAAUUCGGAAGAUAUUCGACGAUGCAUAUCGCUCACAGCUUAGCUGUAUUCUAGUCGAUAAUAUCGAACGCUUGUUAGAUUAUGGACCUAUCGGGCCUCGAUAUUCGAAUUUAACUUUACAAGCGCUCCUAGUUUUAUUGAAAAAACAGCCACCACGUGGUCGUAAAUUACUAGUUCUGUGCACAACGAGCCGCAGACAAGUAUUGGAUGACAUGGAAAUGUUAUCAGCAUUUAGUACACUUUUACAUGUACCCAACUUGUCGACUUCCGACCAUCUUUUGAGUGUUCUAGAGGAGGUAGACCUUUUCACUAAACAGGAAUUGGGAUCUCUGCAUGCUAAACUUCAAGGAAAACGGAUAUUUAUUGGUAUAAAGAAGUUGCUGGGUUUAAUAGAUAUGGCACGUCAAGUAGAACCAAGCUAUAGAGUCCCCAAGUUCCUCUCGAAAUUAGAAGAAGAGGGUGGUUUAGAGUAAUCUGUAGACUGUGGAUUUUCUGCAUUUAUGGCAAAAAUGUGUAGGUCAAAUGCAAAGCAGUAAAAAUAUUUAAGCAAUUAAAAUAUACUGUUGUUAUUUUGAUCUCUUUGAAAUGAUUAAAAACAAUAAUAAAUGUUUCUGCAGCACCAGUAUCUUGCAA